AUGUCUAAUAGGUAUGGAAGGUCGGGUACGGCGCGGUUUGUGAAGAACACUGCCAUGGAGGGGAGAUUGGGAGGUAUUACAAUGACGGCACAGCAGCUGGUGGACGCCGCCAAGACGGACGAAAUCGAUACCAUGAUGGGCUUUGAACGAUACAUCCCGCCUAUUUUCGAAGGACGGGCCAAAACGCCACAGGAAAUCCCUGGACGAGUAGGGUGGCUUUCUAACAUGCAUGCCACCAUAAUUCCAAAGCAACAUUCACAAGCGGUAGGCGACGCUGGCAUAUCCGGUGUGGAUUUCUAUUUCCUUGACGAAGAGGGUGGCAGUUUUAAGUCCACCGUAACGUUUGAUCCAUACUUUCUCGUCGAGUGCAUGGUCGAAACGCGGGUCAACGAUGCCGAAGAGUUUCUGCGAAAGCAUCUAGAACAUUGCUUGAAAAAAGUAGAGGUGGUAAUACGCGAAGACCUUUCAAUGAGUAAUCAUUUGCUAGGGCUGAAGCGAACUUUGCUUAAGCUUAGCUUCACCAACGUCAGCAAUUUGCAUGAAGCCCGUAAACUACUGAGGCCAAUAUUUCUAGACAAUGAAGCUCACAAGCUUCAAAGAUCAAUUUACGAGCCCAGCAACAUAGAAAAAGCAGAUGUUAAAGUUCUACUGACGAACAUCAGGGAAUAUGACGUUCCUUACCAUGUUCGUGUUUCUAUAGACAAGGACAUCAGAGUCGGAAAGUGGUACAAGGUCACGUCGCGAGGACUUUUUGAAAUGGUUGAGAAGGUGGCAUUUGCAGAUCCGGUCGUGCUGGCAUUUGACAUAGAGACUACAAAGGCCCCGUUGAAGUUUCCCGAUGCAUCAAUCGAUCAGAUCAUGAUGAUAUCGUACAUGAUAGAUGGCGAUGGGUUUCUCAUAACUAAUAGGGAAAUUAUCUCAGAAGACAUCGAAGAUUUUGAAUACUCCCCGAGGCCGGAAUAUCCAGGUAACUUCACAAUUUUCAAUGAAGAUAACGAAGAACAGUUACUCAAGCGCUUUUUUGAACACAUACGAGACGUAAGACCAACAAUCAUAUCCACUUUCAAUGGUGACUUUUUUGACUGGCCUUUUGUCGAUACGCGUGCCAAAAUUCAUGGACUAGACUUAUCGCAAGAAAUAGGUUUCGCACCUGACUUGGAAGGAGAAUAUAAAUCUCCAUACUGCACACACAUGGACUGUUUCAGGUGGGUGAAGCGUGACUCGUAUCUGCCGCAAGGUUCACAGGGUUUGAAGGCAGUUACACAAGCUAAGCUGGGCUAUAACCCAAUCGAGCUUGAUCCAGAAUUGAUGACGCCCUAUGCUUAUGAGAGACCUCAGCAUUUAUCAGAGUACUCUGUUUCCGAUGCUGUUGCCACGUACUAUCUUUACAUGAAAUAUGUUCACCCUUUCAUUUUCUCCUUGUGCACAAUCAUUCCACUCAAUCCUGACGAAGUCCUCCGUAAGGGUACAGGUACCCUAUGCGAGAUGUUGCUGAUGGUUCAGGCGUACAAGGGAAACAUUUUACUGCCAAAUAAGCAUGUCGACCCCAUAGAGCGGUUUUAUGAUGGUCAUUUGCUUGAAUCAGAGACAUAUGUGGGAGGUCAUGUUGAAUCCCUAGAGGCAGGAGUCUUUAGGAAUGACUUAAAAAACGAAUUCAAAAUUGAUCCAACGGCUAUAGACGAGCUGCUCGCAGAUCUUCCUCAUGCCCUCAAAUUCUGUGUCGAAGUAGAGAAUAACUCCGAACUCGGUAAAGUAACCAACUUGAAAGAAGUCGAAGAUCAGAUCAAAGAAAGUCUUCUCGACUUGAAAGUGAACAACGAAAGAAACGAACUCCCCUUGAUUUAUCAUGUCGACGUUGCUUCAAUGUAUCCAAAUAUCAUGAUAACCAAUAGACUGCAGCCAGAUAGUGUUAAAAGCGAACAUGAUUGUGCAAGCUGUGAUUUUAAUCGCCCUGGGAAACAAUGCGAUCGGAGACUGAAAUGGUCAUGGAGGGGUGAAUUUUCGCCUGCCAAAAUGGGUGAUUACAACAUGGUUAAAUCGGCUUUACAGAAUGAAAUGUUCCCUAACAGAAAAAAAAAUGCACGUCGCCAAUUUCUCACUUUCGAGGAGUUGAGCUAUUUUGACCAAGUCUCUCAUAUUAAGAAGAGACUGUCAGAUUACUCCCGCAAAAACUAUCGCAAGGUCAAAACAUCAGAAGUUGUUGAGCGAGAAGCCAUCAUAUGUCAAAGAGAAAACCCGUUUUAUGUUAACACGGUCCGUUCUUUUAGAGAUAGAAGAUAUGAAUUUAAGGGCCUUGUUAAGGUGUGGAAGAAGAAGAUGUCUGAAAUCGAUUCUAACAAAAAGCAUGAGAGAGAUGAAGCCCAAAAGAUGAUUGUACUGUACGACUCUUUACAGCUUGCCCAUAAAGUUAUUCUGAACUCAUUUUACGGAUAUGUUAUGCGAAAAGGAUCCAGGUGGUACUCUAUGGAGAUGGCUGGUAUUACAUGUUUAACUGGUGCUACCAUUAUUCAAAUGGCUCGAGCGCUCGUAGAGCGCUUAGGUAGACCUCUUGAAUUGGAUACAGAUGGAAUAUGGUGUAUUUUACCUGAGUCCUUCCCCGAAAAUUUUGAGCUGAAGCUUACUAACGGUAAGACCUUAUAUCUUUCAUAUCCCUGCUCAAUGUUAAACUAUAAAGUGCACCGACAAUUUACAAAUAACCAAUACCAAAAUUUAGUGGAUCCCAUCAACCAUAGAUAUGAGAUGCACAGCGACAACUCUAUUUUUUUUGAAGUUGAUGGCCCCUACAGGGCAAUGAUUUUGCCUACCUCCAAGGAGGAAGGCAAGGGCAUCAAGAAAAGAUAUGCUGUAUUUAACAUGGACGGCUCACUUGCUGAAUUGAAAGGUUUUGAACUUAAAAGGAGAGGAGAGUUGCAGCUCAUCAAGAAUUUCCAGCGUGACAUUUUUAGUAUGUUUCUCGAAGGCGAUACGCUAAAAAGCUGUUACGCAGAAGUUGCUGCUGUGGCUAACAGGUGGCUCGAUGUUCUGGAUUCUAGAGGUGUCAUGCUAGAGGAUGAAGACCUCAUUGAGUUGAUUUGUGAAAACAGGAGUAUGUCAAAAACUCUCAAAGAAUAUGAAGGACAAAAAUCAACUUCAAUUACAACGGCUAGGAGGCUGGGUGACUUUCUAGGUGAGGAGAUGGUGAAAGACAAAGGGUUGCAAUGUAAGUACAUCAUCAGCUCCAAACCAGCCGGCUCGCCAGUUACCGAACGUGCAAUUCCGGUAGCGAUCUUCUCGGCUGAUAUGAGCACGAAGAGAACAUUUUUGAGAAGAUGGCUUGUUGAUGCUUCUCUGGAUGAUUUUGAUCCUCGAGCCAUCCUCGACUGGAGUUACUACAGAGAACGAUUGGCAUCUGUGGUGCAAAAAAUCAUUACAAUCCCUGCUGCUCUACAAAAUGUCGUAAAUCCUGUUCCCAGAGUCGAACAUCCUGACUGGCUCAGAAAAAAGAUUGCGAUCAGUGAAGACAAGUUGAAACAGACCUCUCUUACCAAGUACUUCAAGAAAACGACUAAAGUUCCGGUUAUAGAAGAUAUCGAGGACGGUUUUGGAGGUGCGUUCUCCAAUGAGGUGUCAGCAAAGAAAAACGCGAAGGUUAUAUCAAGAAAAAUUCUCAAAAGAAGAUCAAAAGAAGAUGUUGAGGAAGAAAGUCUCGUUCUACCAUUGCAGAUACCAUAUCUCGAAGAUGAUUAUGCGGGGUGGUUAAAAUGCCAGAAAAUUAAGUGGAAAAUUCAGGCCAGGGACAGAAAGAGACGAACCCAGCUGUUUGGCAAUACAUCAAGCGCGAGUCACAGAUCGCCUUUAGGAAGUAUAAUCAGGAAGCAGGCAGAAACUUAUGCCAAUUCGACCUGGGAAAUUUUACAGUAUAAGGAAACUUCUGAACCCGGAGUUCUGGAGGCACAAGUUCUGCUGGAUCAGAAAGUGCACUCUUUGAAGUUCAUAAUUCCAAAGACGGUCUACAUUAAUUUCAAGAGCGAUCUUCUGCCAGAGGGUAGCAUCAAAAACUGCACUGUCGAAAAAUCCAGUGCCCUUUUGCCUAACCGUAAUGAACUUCAAGAUUCCAAUCGCAGUACCUUGUUCAAGUUGACUUUACCGGAAGAAGCAUUCCUUGAUGAAAUUCAGAACUCUUGCAGCAUUGUAAAUGACCAAGGAGUUCUAGGUAUGUUUGAAAGUUCAAUAACCACAACACAACGCGCUAUUAUUGAGCUAGGUUCUUCGGUUCAGUUCACUUCAGAUGCAAUUGGUGCCUUAGGUCGAGGUCUACAGAAAGGUUUCGAAAGAAAAAGCUUGCAGGCUGGUUCUUGCGAACGCUACUUAGAAAAAGUCCAUUUUGACGUUAUCUACCUUCUGCAUGUCUCCACGAAUGUCGGAUAUGAAUAUUUCAUAUUGUUCAAAGGUUGGGAUAGACAUUCAGAGAUAUAUGUUUUGAAGCCUUCUGAAAAUGCGCAAGACUUGAGUUCUUCUGCUAUUGAGAGUCUAUUUAAAGAAUCUUGCAGCAGAGCCAAAGGAGGGAUGGCUUUUAAUAUUUUAAAAGAUUUCCCGCAGGAAAUCACGAUAGAACAGAAAUCAUUUACCAAUUUGUCCAAACUUUACAAGCAACUGUCGCAAUCAAUAUCAAAGACUGCAAAUGAAAAAGGCUCACGAUUAGUUUUACUGCUUCAGUCUCCAUUCAUUGAAAAAAUGAAAAGGGCGGUAAAACCUCUGAAUAUUUUACCGCUUAUGGAACUCAGCAUUGGGGAAUUCAUACUUAACCCGCUGAAUUGGCAAAACACUGUGAGAAAAAAGAUCGUCAGUAGUAUUUUGUCCUUGAACGGAUGGCUUGAAGAAUGGAUUGCUUUGUCUCGGUACAGCGGUAUCCCUAUUUGUAAUUUACGACUAGACAAGAUGCGCCACAUUAUCGACGUCAUGUACGCCAGAAAGUUGAAACGAGAUGACAUUGUUCUAUGGUGGAAUAAUAAGACACCGAUUCCUGACUAUGGCGGUCUAGAAAAAGACUUCAAUUUAACAACCUCCUCUUUUCGAAGGGACUUAUCGCUGAAUGUUUUCAACAGGCAAGAAGUUUAUGACAAUGUGGUAUUCGAGAUAGAGCUCAAGAACCUAACUGUCAACACCGUUUUAACGUCUGCUUUGAUAAACGAGGCAGAAGGAAGCGAUAAUACUGAUCUGUCAUCGUUUCAAAAAGACCCUUCAAGCGGGGAAGGAGCUGGACUCGUUGAAGACUCUUUUUCUAACUUUGCGCUGUCAGUAUUACGGUCACUUCUCAAAAGUCUUUGGGACGACGCGAUGAUUGAAAAUCGUACGGCCGACAGCUUAAUACACGCUUUCAUGGAGUGGAUUAACUCUUCUGAUUCAAGGCUUUUUGACCCAUCUCUGCAAUAUCAUGUCCACAACUUGACGAAAAAGGCCUUACUUCAACUUGUAAAUGUUGCCAAAACGUUAGGAUCUACUGUCAUAUUUGCAGACAGAUCAAAGCUCUUGAUAAAAACUUCAAAGACGACGGUCGAAAGCUCAUACGCAUACGGUCAAUAUUUGAUUAAGGCAGUGCGUUCAGCGCCAAUGUUUAAUUUUCUGGAUUUAUCCAUCAAAAAAUACUGGGAUUUGCUUAUAUGGAUGAACCGCAACAAUUAUGCAGGACAUGCCUGUGAUGAAAUAAAAGAUGCCGACGAACAAGAUCUUCGGGCUUACUCAGAAUGGCACAUAAGGGCCUUUUUACCGCCUAUAUACCAGCAAGAAUUUGACGACUGGCUGAUAAUUAUCCUAGACAGCAUGGUUAAAGCCAAAGAAUCUUAUUUGCGUCAGAAAACUGACUCUCUGCGGAUGACGCAAAUCGUACAUUUGGAGGACGCCAGAGGAGUUCGUGAUAAACAAGAUCCUGAUUUUCUGCAAGGCUUCACCUCGAGAUUUUCGGCAGUAUUGAAAGAUAGAAUCAAAAGACUUUUGCAAAACCAGCAAGAAUACAUUUUGGAUCUCGAUGUAGGCGUCAAUUACCAAUUUCCCCAACUCGCCGGAUCACGGCACGACUUGAAAAAUCCUUUACUUGAGUUGGUCAAGUAUCUAUGCCACAUCAUGCUUUUUGGUAAGACAACCGUUCUGGAGGUUCGUCAACUGAGAAAGGAUCUACUGAAAAUCUUCGACAUGCGAGAAUUUGAUCCUGCAACGGCAUUCAAGUAUCCAAGUGCCUCUUUAGUCAUUGGAAAUCUUAUUUGCGAAUAUUGCCAUUCUUUGGACGACAUCGAUUUUUGUCUCAUAAAGCCAAAUGAGUCCUUCGCGUGUUCUUAUUGCCAUCGCCACUUUGACACCGUUUUGCUUCAAGAGAAUCUCAUACAAACACUACAAAUCGAACUGCAGAAUUAUUACACACAAGAUCUCAGAUGUGUCAAAUGCGGCAAGAUCAAAGAAGAUCUGCUAUCAGAACAUUGCCCUUGCUCUGGAUCGUGGACUGCGACUCUUAAUGAGAGGCAACUUUUUGAGAGGAUUGAAACCUAUCAGAACGUUGCAACGUAUUGUAACUUUAGCCUUCUCGACGCUGUUAUAAGUGACCUUUAG
Messenger RNA from Lachancea mirantina, 6579 nucleotides. NCBI's taxonomy places the organism in Eukaryota, Fungi, Ascomycota, Saccharomycetes, Saccharomycetales, Saccharomycetaceae. The record is from the annotation of a GenBank genome assembly.